AUGGCGACUCCGCCCCCGGAGGAGGAUCUAUUUCUCACGAAACGACACGAAGAAGAGGACUACGAAGAAGCAAAUCGAAAACGAGAAAAGGACUACAGUCCACACACUCACGAAUGUCCGCGCCGGCGCGAUGAUCCCAUGACCCGAAUCUACCGCUUAACACCCAUCCCGACCAUUCUUCUUGACGCUUCUCUGCGAGUCGUCGAGGUAUCCGACAGCCAUCUUGCUUUCUUCCACCAGUGCAGAGACGCGCUGCUGGACAAGUGCAUCUACGAUAUCUCGUCAUGCGUCCCAUCCCCCGAUAUUGUGACCUUUAGCGGCGCCUUGCGAGCGGCCGUCACCAGCCGCGACAUCCAGACGAUUGACGGCAUCCAUCUUCCCGAUACGAAUUCCUACUUCUCUCUACGAUUGAUACCAAUUCUCGACGGCCCGGAGCUGAUCUAUAUGGUCCUCGAGACCCAGAAUGUCACCAACGAACACGCAGAAUCCCGCGCAUACAGCAAUCAGACUUACAUUAACGAAACUUACCGGACGUUGCUGGACACCGUCAAAGACUACGCCAUCUUCAUGCUCGAUACGCGCGGGAACAUUGCGACUUGGAACUCCGGCGCCGCCGUGCUGAAUGGAUAUUCAGCGGAUGACAUUAUCGGACAGCAUUUCUCCAUCUUCUACAGCGACGAGGAUUGUUUGCGACAGAAGCCUGCAAAAGAACUCGAAGUCUGUCUGCGCGAUGGCAAAGUGGAGGAUGAAGGCUGGCGGUAUCGUCGCGACGGAUCACGAUUCUGGGCCAACGUCCUCGUGACGCCUAUCUACCAGUUUGGACAUCAUGUCGGUUUCGCCAAAGUCACCCGGGACCUGACCGAGCGCAAGGCCUCCGAGGCGCGUUUAAUUGCCGCGUUUGAGGAAUCCUCGAAACUCAAGAGUGACUUCCUGGCCAACAUGAGCCACGAGAUCCGUACACCGAUGAACGGCAUGCUGUUGGCUCUGACCAUGUUGACGAGCACCGAGCUCAAUCAGCAGCAGCAGGAGUAUGCGUCUAUUAUUGAAGACUCGACUUCCAUUCUGCUCCAGGUGAUCAACGAUGUUUUGGAUUACUCCAAACUAUCAUCUGGGGCCUUUUCAUUGCACUCGGAUAUCGUCAAUGUCAGAACGAUCAUCGACGCCGUUGUACGAAACUGCAACCCGCUUCUCAAACCGGGCGUUGAAUUGACCAGUCAUCUUCCAGAUGACUUCCCCCAGUAUCUCAAAGGCGACCCGCUUCGGUUCCGGCAAGUGCUACAAAAUCUCGUCGGGAACGCAGUCAAAUUUACCGAGCAAGGCAACGUCAGGAUUCACACGUCGUUUUCCGUUGACGAGGAAAAGCGAGACGCCUAUAAGAUAUUGACUGAAGUCAUCGAUACCGGUAUCGGGGUUCCGGCCGAUUCCGUAAACACGCUUUUCACCCCAUUCACACGAUUCGCAGACUCCUGCACCAAGAAGUAUCAAGGGACAGGGCUGGGUCUUUCGAUCUGCAAAGGUCUAGCCGAGCUGAUGGACGGGACGGUCGGAUUCAGACCAAACCCAGACGGUUGCGGAAGUAUCUUUUGGGUAGCAGCGCGAAUGGAUUGCACGGACGAGGUGGACUCAGCCCGAGCAGCCGGCCUCGCCUCCGAAGAAACUUUCGACCCAACCGAAGAAAUCCGCAAGAUCGCACCCCAGAAACACAUCCUCCUUGUCGAAGACAACAUGGUCAACCAGAUGGUCAUGCGAAAACUCCUGCAAAGCGUGGGAUUCGAGCGCGUUGAUGUCGCAUGGGACGGGGCGCAGGCGGUGCGAAUGGUCCAACAGCGUCCGCUGUCAUAUAACGUGGUUUUGAUGGAUGUUAGUAUGCCGGUCUUGAGCGGGCUGGAUGCGACAUCGCAGAUUCGAGAAUUGCAUAUUGAUGUGCCUAUUAUUGCGCUCACAGGGAAUGCGUUGAAGGGCGAUGCGGAGACGUAUUUGGCGAAGGGGAUGAAUGAUUAUUUAGCAAAACCGAUCCAUCGGCAGCAGCUGUUAAGGAUGCUUUGGAAGUGGAUUGUUUGA
This is a messenger RNA of Aspergillus ruber CBS 135680, 2061 nucleotides long. RefSeq names its product sensor histidine kinase/response regulator Fos-1/TcsA (gene fos-1). Gene Ontology annotation, molecular function: phosphorelay sensor kinase activity. NCBI's taxonomy places the organism in Eukaryota, Fungi, Ascomycota, Eurotiomycetes, Eurotiales, Aspergillaceae. Bases 1 to 2061 code for a protein of 686 amino acids. The transcript has a single exon. The record is from RefSeq and is a predicted model, not a curated record. Gene Ontology annotation, biological process: phosphorylation; phosphorelay signal transduction system.